ACACCUUGAAGUUAAAGUAUAUCCAUUGCCCAUCCCUCUGACUAGGACCCUUAGAACCAGACGCAUACGUUCUCAUCUGUCCACUAUCUUAUAUGUAGAUGUUACUUUUAUUCUCUGUCUUCUCUUCAGAGGAACUAAAGUGAACUGAGUCAGAGAAACAUGGAUGCUUGUUUUCUUACGUCAAGAUCAAUCUCUGGUGUCAAAGAGCUUGUCCCAUUCAUCAAAACCAGAAUCUUUUCCUGCCACAAAAGAAAUUCCAGCCAGUUUCUCACCAGGAAGGUUGCUUCUCCAAUCUCUAUAAACUGUUCUCUUUCGGAUUCAUGGAAGCCACUGGAGGAUGAUGCUGAUCUCUUCAAGGACUGUGUUAACAACAGUUCUACACCAGAGGCUGCUGACUGGAGAGAGUUCAGGGCAAGGCUCGUAGCUGGAGAGCAAGCUGCAGCCCCUGAGAAGGACUCUAACAAAUGGGCACACAAGAUCCAAGAGCCAGAGACAGGAUGUCUCCUAAUAGCAACAGAGAAGCUAAACGGAGUCCACAUCUUCGAAAAGACGGUGAUCCUCCUCCUCUCCGUUGGCCCCUCAGGUCCCAUAGGAGUCAUCCUCAACCGCCCCUCGCUCAUGUCAAUCAAGGAGACCAAAUCAACGGUCCUAGACAUGUCAGGAACGUUUUCAGACAAGAGCCUCUUCUUCGGUGGGCCUUUGGAAGAAGGGCUGUUGUUCCUGGUGAGUCCUGGCGAGGACAACGAGGUUGAGAAGAGCGGGGUGUUCAGACAAGUGAUGAAAGGGUUGUACUACGGGACGAGGGAGAGUGUAGGAUUGGCUGCAGAGAUGGUGAAGAGGAAGGUGGUGGGGAGUAGUGAGAUGAGAUUCUUUGAUGGGUAUUGUGGUUGGGAGAAAGAGCAGUUGAAAGCAGAGGUGUUGGGUGGGUAUUGGACUGUGGCUGCUUGUAGCUUGAGUGUUGUUGAGGUUGGUUCUGCUGUACAGAGUCAAGGUCUUUGGGAUGAGGUUGUUGGUCUUAUUGGACCUCAAACUGGUUCUGUUAUCUAAAUUAACUGUGUUUUUUUUUUCUGUAAUGGUUUAUAUCAGUGAGUUAUGAGUUAUAACUGUUGUAUAUGUUCCAUCUCUAAUUUAUUAAUGUGAGUGUUUCUACUUUCUAUAUCA
Molecule: messenger RNA, 1161 nt
Organism: Brassica rapa (field mustard)
Lineage: Eukaryota; Viridiplantae; Streptophyta; Magnoliopsida; Brassicales; Brassicaceae
Product: UPF0301 protein Plut_0637
Source: RefSeq, a predicted model, not a curated record